CUGCAUUCACAAUCACGAUACUUGGCAUAAGCACUGUGAGCACAGGCAAAUGGACCCGCAGAGUCCAUCGCGCCAUAAUAAUGUUGGGUUGCACCGUGUCAGCCUAGGGCUGCAGGGCCUAGCACUGAUUUGGGGUAUUCCGGAGUGUCGAUGAUCCAUAGGCCCAGAUAACGCAAAGCUGGGCUAACGGAGGUGACCUCCGAAGUGAAGGAAGGAAGAAUCAUCACAUCGUUGCCAUAAUUUGUUGGACGAGUCCGAAGAAAAUCCAGAGGGCGAAGAGGUAAAUCCCAGAUUCAAUCAAAAUGCGAAAUCGGUACUCAGCUAUCGUCAUUGGCGCAGGAGAAUCUGGAAUCGCCGUGGGUUGUAUGCUCAAGACCAAGCUGGGCACCGACGACUUUCGGAUAUUCGACAGACAGAGCGGUGUUGGAGGGGCAUGGUUUGCCAACAGAUACCCGGGCGUAGCUUGCGAUAUCCCGGCGAUUUUCUACUCAUAUUCUUUCGCCCCAAACUAUGAGUGGACCACCUUGUUCCCUCCAGGCCAGGAGAUCCAGCAGUACUUGGACGGUGUCUGCGACAAGUUUGAUAUCCGAAGCAACAUCCAGCUCAACACUGAGGUGUCAAGUGCUCGUUGGAUUGACGAAGAUGCCGAGUGGGAAGUCAAGGUGACCUGUCUGAAUCCUCAAGACAAGACUUCAGAAGAAGUGGCCCUUCGGUGUAAGGUCCUAGUCACAUGCGCCGGCGAACUUGUCGAGCCCAAUAUAUGGCCGCAGCAUAUCCCAGGAAUUGAGUCUUUCCAAGGACAGGUCUUUCACACCGCGCAGUGGAAAGACGAUGUUUCUCUGACAGGAAAAGAUGUUGUCGUAAUCGGGACAGGCUGCACUGCAGCGCAGCUAGUUCCGGCACUGGCAAGCCCAGAGAUUGCUGCAAAGUCAAUCACGCAACUCAUGAGAGGACCACCGUGGGUGAUGGCUCGCCCUGAAAAACCUCCUCCGCGUUUGAUGGAGGUUGUUUCCACGUUGCUUAGGACCAUACCUGGACUUGGCUUGUUUCUUCGGCUUUGCCUCUUCCUGUACGCUGAAUCGACAUGGCUCAAUGUCGGCACGGGCUGGUUCGGCAAGAAGCGUCGACAGUGGUUUGAGAAAAGACUCUCCACUCACCUGCGGAAGACGGUGCCACCUGAAUACCACGAUAUGCUCACACCGCAUUUCGGCGUUGGGUGUCGGCGGAUCAUUGUCGAUGGUGGGUGGUUGGAAAGCCUGAGUCUCCCCAACGUGGAACUUACGAACAGACCUCUGGUUUCAAUCGAACCACAGGGUGUUGUCUUGGGUCCUCGACCAGAAGGGCGGAGCUCAGCUUCCAACAACGAGAAACGCCACUGUGAAACCAUCCUAAAGCCCGCAGAUGUCAUUCUCUUGGCGAAUGGCUUCGAGACUUCGACUUACCUCCAUCGCUUGAAGGUCCAAGGAAGAGACGGGGCACUCCUUCACGACGUCUGGCAGGCAAAUGGAGGCCCUGGUGCGUACCUCAGCACAGCAGUUCACGGAUUCCCCAACUUUUUCAUGGUUCUGGGACCAAACUCCGUCAGCGGUCACUCGUCGGCCAUUCUGGCAAGUGAAAAUGUGGCAGGAUAUGCUCUGAACUUCCUCAAGCUUGUUCUAAGUGGACAGGCCCGCACAGUUGAAGUCCAGCUGGAGGCUGAGCAAAGUUAUACGGCUGAUGUGCAGAGAAGAUCGCUAGACAAAGUCUGGCAGACAUGUCACAAUGGCUAUAUACAGAUUGAUGGCUGGAAUAGCUCGAUAUGCCCGUAAGUUACGCGAUCAUCUUCCUCCCAAUUUUCCAAUUGCUUCAGAAGAGAAACUAAUGACCCGGCAUCUCGAAAGCUUCAACCAAAUUCAUUUUGGGUGGAUGUGUAGACAUCCGAUAUGGCAGCACUGGGAUAUUGCGUACACGGAGGCUGGAACUCAAGAGAAAGGCUUAAGGAAUUAUCGAUAUCGGCAAGCGAUGUGGAUGUUUACUUCAUUCCUGACCAUGUUUGCUCUUCUUCUUGCGUACUUCGGUAGAUCAUGCUAGACGAUGGAAUUGUCUAGACAUGAACUUAUGAGAACCAAGAAGAACUGUUCUCACUACAAGAACUGCCGAUAAAAGCGAAAGUCACUGGGUGCCUGAUUUUUAGAAUUGGAUAGAAUUGGAGUCUACAAGCUAACAAUGGCUGUCCUGCGCUUGGCUUCACUUUCCAUCUUGUUCAUGUGGACUGCAACGUCAGUCAGUC
Messenger RNA from Colletotrichum acutatum, 2269 nucleotides. RefSeq lists its product as uncharacterized. The record is from RefSeq and is a predicted model, not a curated record. Bases 303 to 1808 code for a protein of 501 amino acids. Gene Ontology annotation, molecular function: N,N-dimethylaniline monooxygenase activity; flavin adenine dinucleotide binding; NADP binding. The transcript has 2 exons. NCBI's taxonomy places the organism in Eukaryota, Fungi, Ascomycota, Sordariomycetes, Glomerellales, Glomerellaceae.